AGCCGCCGCGCACGCGCACGCACGCGCAGACCCAGCGCUGAGCCCGCGCCAUGGCGUCGGAGCGGCUCGCUAGCAGGCCGGCCUGUCUGCUCGUGGCCAGCGGCGCCGCGGAAGGUGUGUCGGCCCAGUCCUUCCUCCACUGUUUCACAAUGGCCAGCACCGCCUUCAACCUGCAGGUGGCCACCCCUGGGGGGAAAGCCAUGGAAUUUGUGGAUGUGACCGAGAGCAAUGCACGCUGGGUGCAAGACUUCCGCCUCAAGGCCUAUGCCAGCCCCGCCAAGCUCGAGUCGAUUGAUGGUGCCCGGUACCAUGCCCUCCUGAUCCCCAGCUGUCCUGGGGCCCUAACCGACCUGGCCAGCAGUGGCUCCCUGGCCCGUAUCCUGCAGCACUUCCACUCUGAGAGCAAGCCCAUCUGCGCCGUUGGCCACGGUGUUGCCGCCUUGUGCUGUGCCACCAACGAGGACAGAUCCUGGGUGUUCCACGGCUACAGCCUGACAGGGCCCUCUGUGUGUGAGCUCAUCAGGGCCCCCGGCUUCGCCCGCCUGCCGCUCGUGGUGGAGGACUUUGUGAAGGAUUCGGGCGCCUGCUUCAGUGCAAGUGAGCCUGACGCCGUGCACGUUGUGCUGGACCGCCACCUGGUCACGGGCCAGAAUGCCAGCUCCACUGUCCCGGCCGUGCAGAACCUGCUCUUCCUCUGUGGCAGCCGGUGAGGGCUGGGCACAUUCCUGCCAUAUCAGCAGAGCUGCACCCGGUGCUUUUGCCCAAGCCCUGACCACACGUCUGUCCUGCAGGAAAUGAACCUUCUGGGUAGAUGCACCCCCGAGACAGCCCAGGUGUCUCCAGAGGCAGACAGCCCCGUCUCAGGCUUCAGGGACCCUGCCUCUUCCCUCCUGACAAGGGCCGUGGAUGGCAGCCCGGUCUGGCCCUGAUGGGAUUGUUGGAGGCCUCCUGGAAUCAGCUCUAAGGGGGUGUCGGCUCUCCUGGGGGAUCUAAGCCCCCAUCCCCCUGCAUGUUCUCUGGUAGGAGGCAGAGAAGAGACCCCAGGUGCCUGGGGAGGCGUGCUAGCUGCUAGGUGGUCCUCGGGAAUUCCAGGCCGGGUUUUCCAGGGAGGACUGGUUGCCAAGCGCGGUCGCUGUUGACUAGACAGAGUCGGCUCGGGGGUCCUCUGUGGGGGCUUGCCCUGUCGUGGCCUGUCUGCCACGCACCACCCCUUUCACCGUUGGUGGGGGCCUUGAGGGGAGGACCCAGUCGGCGGGAGCUGGCUCAGAACUUCGGCCGAAGGUGAAUGGAGUUUUUUGGGAGCAGCACCUCCUGCCCCGAGGCUGACCGGCACUGGCAGUACUUUGCUGUUGAAGAAGUCUUCUGGCCUGUGGUUUCAAAGUGUAAGCACCUCAGCGACCCACCCUGUCCUGUCUAAGCAUCGAGAGGCAUGUUUAGUUGUGAAUAUGAGACCAUGAGAUUCUCGAUGAGAGGAAAGUGCUGUCCCCCACGGCCUUGCAGAGUGGCCUCGAGUACAGCGGCUGUCAAGAGCAGACAGUGGUCUGGCCUGCUGGGCACCUGGCCUGGGCCCUGGCCUUCCAGCGGGCUGCCUGCUGGCCCCAGUGUAGGGCCUUAGGAGAAGCUUAGGCCUUCUUCUUCCUCACAGUUCCCCAGUUUGAGCCAUCAAAGGCCUUCCUCCUGCCCACCUUCCCGUCUCAGCCACAGCCAUUCCCAAGCACGAGGGUGGCUCCUGGUGCCAGUGACCUGCCAGGAGGCCUCUUGU
Messenger RNA from Macaca mulatta (Rhesus monkey), 1762 nucleotides. It is a transcript of the gene GATD1, whose product is annotated as glutamine amidotransferase class 1 domain containing 1. The record is from RefSeq and is a predicted model, not a curated record. NCBI's taxonomy places the organism in Eukaryota, Metazoa, Chordata, Mammalia, Primates, Cercopithecidae. Gene Ontology annotation, molecular function: glyoxalase III activity. Gene Ontology annotation, cellular component: cytoplasm.